AUGGGCACGGGUCCGACUGUCGACCUCGCGGGCAAGGAUGGGGGUUAUCGCCAUCUUCUCGAUCCUAACAAAAAGUGGUACAACAACCGAAGGCUCAUCGUUUUGAACGCGUGGCUUGUUUUGCUUCUCAUCACAUCCUCAACGAACGGGUACGACGGCAGUAUGAUGAACGCGCUGGAAUCUGAGAAACAAUGGAACACUUUUUUCGGGAACCCUGAGGGAGGCAAGCUCGGGCUAUUCAAUGCCAUCCAGAACAUAGGCUCUCUCGCAGGUUAUCCCUUCGCUCCGUACGUUGCCGAUGGGAUCGGGCGUCGCAAAUCAGUCUGGCUCGGUGCAUGUAUCAUGUGUGUCGCUGUGGCGAUCCAAACCGCUGCUAAGUCUUUCGGCAUGUUCAUCGGCGCAAGGUUCCUUAUAGGAUUCGGUCUCACAUUCGCUUCAAAUGCCGCGCCUAUGCUCGUCACAGAGCUAUCGUACCCACAAUACCGCGCCCCGUUGACUUCGAUGUACAAUGGACUGUGGAUCGCGGGUUCCAUUGUGUCGGCAUGGGUAACUUUCGGAACGCAAUUUAUGUCGGGAACAUGGUCCUGGCGUAUUCCUUCACUCUUGCAAGGCCUCCCUUCGAUCAUUCAAGCGUGCCUUGUACUCUUCGCUCCGGAGAGUCCGAGAUGGCUGGUCAGUAAGGGCAGGGAUGCCGAGGCGAUCGAGACGUUGGCGUACUAUCAUGCGGAUGGGAACAAGAAUGACCCACUCAUUGUUUAUGAGUACGAGGAGAUCAAGGCUGCUAUUGACUUCGAUAGGAGAGUUGCUGCAAACGUUGGAUAUAAGUCACUGUUCAGUACACCCGGGAACAGGCGCCGCAUGCGCAUCAUCAUCGCCCUUGCGUUCUUCAGCCAGUGGAGCGGAAACGGCCUCAUCUCGUACUACCUCAGCAGGGUCUUCGACACCAUAGGCAUAACAAGCUCCGUCAUCCAGCUGCUCAUUAACGCCAUCCUCCAAAUGUGGAGCUUCUUCUGGGCCAGCUUCGGCGCCUUCACGGUCGAGCGAUUCGGCCGUCGAGCCCUCUUCCUCUCCUCCGUCGCGGGCAUGACACUCUUCUUCACGCUGCAGACGGUGUGCUCCUCCAUCUACGCGCAGCGCGGGUCCGUGGCGGCGUCCCACACCGUGAUCGCGAUGAUCUUCCUGUUCGGCUCUUGUUAUUCAGUCGCGUUCAGCCCGCUCAUCGUGUCGUACACGGUCGAGAUCCUGCCGUACUCGGUCCGCGCGAAGGGCUUCAACGUCUUCAACUUCACCAUCUCGCUCGCGCUCGUCUUCAACCAGUACGUGAACCCGAUCGCGCUCGACAAGCUCGGCUGGAAGUACUACAUAUUCUACGUGUGCUGGCUCGCGUUCGAAGGCGCGUACUGCUACCUCUUCGUCGUCGAGACGAAGGGGCUCUCGCUCGAAGAGACGGCGGCGCUGUUCGACGGGGACGACGCGGCGGAGCGGAUCGCGCAGCACGCG
This is a messenger RNA of Dichomitus squalens LYAD-421 SS1, 1500 nucleotides long. Its product is annotated as hexose transporter. Gene Ontology annotation, molecular function: carbohydrate:proton symporter activity. NCBI's taxonomy places the organism in Eukaryota, Fungi, Basidiomycota, Agaricomycetes, Polyporales, Polyporaceae. The transcript is spliced from 14 exons. Gene Ontology annotation, biological process: transmembrane transport; carbohydrate transport. The record is from RefSeq and is a predicted model, not a curated record. Gene Ontology annotation, cellular component: membrane. The annotation marks the transcript as partial.